AUGCGGCUCCUGGCAUGCCUGGGUGUUGUGCUGGGCGUUUUGGAAGGAGCGAGUGGCUUGUGUCCCUCACAGUGCUCCUGCGAUGCCCUCAGCUCAGAUGACGACAUGGAAUCCAGGGUGGUGGUGCUGUGCGAUGACCCGGACAUGACCGAGGUGCCCAGCAGCGUCCCCGUGGAGACGGAGAAGCUCCGCAUCGAGAAGGCCGCCCUCCGCAGCAUCCCCGCCGAGGCCUUCUACGAGCUGCUGGAGCUCCGCUCGCUCUGGGUGACCUACAGCGCCGUGGCCAGCCUGGACGCCGGCAGCCUCUACAACCUGCGGCGGCUGCAUGAGCUGCGGCUGGACGGCAACGGGCUGGCGGCCUUCCCGUGGGCGGCCCUGCGGGACACGCCCCUCCUGCGGACCCUGGUCCUGCACAAUAACAGGAUCGACAGCGUCCCCCAAGGCGCGGCCCCCUACCUCCGGCGCCUCGCCUACCUGGACCUGUCCAGCAACAGGCUGGCCACGCUGCCGCCAGACUUCCUGGACAGCUGGUCCCACUUGGUCCCGGCGCCCGGGAGUCAGGAAUUCUCCCCAGGGAGAGUCAUUCUUGGUCUGCAGGACAACCCCUGGCGAUGUGACUGCCACAUUUCCAGAAUAAUUGAGUUGUCCAAAGCCCCAGCACCUGCUCUGGUGCUGCUGGACCCCUUGAUGAUGUGCCGUGGGCCUGAGCGUCUGGCCGGGAUCCCGUUCCAGCGUGCUGAGCUGGAGCGGUGUAUGAAGCCAUCUGUGAAGAUCUCAGCCACACAGAUCACCUCUGCACUGGGCAGCAAUGUCCUGCUGCGGUGUGAUGCUACCGGUCACCCCACCCCGCGGCUUACCUGGACCCGAGCGGACGGCUCGCCCGUCAAUCACACAGCCAUUCAGGAGUCCCCAACCGAAGGCGUCCGCUGGUCGGUCAUCAGUGUGGUGGGCAUCUCGCACGCGGAUGCUGGAGAUUACAACUGUCGGGCCAGGAACCUGGCUGGUACGGCGGAUGCCGUGGUGGCUGUGAUGGUGGUGGGCACCAGCACGGCCACGCCGUCUGCAGGAGGUGGCCUCCAGUCAGAGGCCCAGCCCGCCUGGCCGUCCACGUCCCCCUGGCCUCUGGCCUCUACGUCCUCCUCUGCCCCCUCGGCCCCCACUUCCCUUCCUCCCCCCUCUACAUCCCCUCCUCGCCCCUCCAUGGCCUUCUCCCUGCCACCCGCCUUCUCUGCCGUCCUUCCUUCCAGCACGGCAUUGAGCCCAGGCUGGGAGAGGAAGGCGGCGUCAGGUCUAGGCGGCAGGACACGUACCCUGGUCAGUACCAGUGGAGUGGACGAGCUGGUGUCCUUGGAUGGAGCCCCAGCCGUGGCCGUCGGUGCCGAGAUAGAAAACCUCAGGGUGGUAGACCGGACCCGGGACAGCGCAACUCUGGCCUGGGACCCCAGGAGCGCAUCGGGGGCCUCAGGGGUGGCCGUGCUGUACUCCAGGCUCGGCGAGGAGGACCUGCGGCCCCUGCACGCAGACACCCGUGGGAACCGGGUCACCAUUGUGGGCUUAGAGGCCGGCCAGCGAUACGUGGCCUGCAUCUGUCCCCAAGGGGCACUGCCCCGGACACAGCAGUGCAUCAGCUUCACCACGGAGGGCAGCGACCCCUCACACUCGGCCCUGGUCCUGGCCAGCGGGGCUGCCGGCGUGGCCGUCUUGCCCCUGAUCUUCUUCCUGCUCUACAAAGUUUGCAGCCUGCGGUGCUCGCCCGACCCCCUUGGGGAGGACGAUCUGGCCAGAGAGACAUACGUCCAGUUUGAGAGCCCAGGGGAGCUGUGGGCUGGGCAUGACUGGGAUGAGUGGGAGAGGCCACUGAUCUGUCCCCGCUCCCGCAGGGAGGCGCCCAGGGCUUGUUCAAGCACAGCCUCUAGGCCAGAGGGCCGCUGCUAA
Sorex fumeus (smoky shrew) is the source of this 1935-nucleotide messenger RNA. RefSeq names its product leucine rich repeat, Ig-like and transmembrane domains 3 (gene LRIT3). Gene Ontology annotation, molecular function: protein binding. NCBI's taxonomy places the organism in Eukaryota, Metazoa, Chordata, Mammalia, Eulipotyphla, Soricidae. Bases 1 to 1935 code for a protein of 644 amino acids. The record is from RefSeq and is a predicted model, not a curated record. The transcript has 4 exons.